This is a messenger RNA of Manihot esculenta (cassava), 879 nucleotides long. Its product is annotated as eukaryotic translation initiation factor 3 subunit C-like. Gene Ontology annotation, molecular function: zinc ion binding; nucleic acid binding. The record is from RefSeq and is a predicted model, not a curated record. NCBI's taxonomy places the organism in Eukaryota, Viridiplantae, Streptophyta, Magnoliopsida, Malpighiales, Euphorbiaceae. The coding region runs from base 1 to 879 and encodes 292 amino acids. The transcript has 2 exons.
AUGCCUCGGCACGAAUCAUCAUCGUCGAGUGCUGUCCAUAGUGGGAAUGGCGGCAAUGGUGGUCAGACGACAAAAACGGUAGUGAGAGCUCCCGUAAGAGAAAGGGGUGUCUCUCUACAAUAUCCACUCCUAACAAAGACAAAUUAUGCGGCUUGGGCAAUCAAGAUGCAAGUCUAUAUGCAAGCUCAAGGUGUUUGGAAUGUCGUUGAGUCUGAAGAUCCAGUUGAUCCUUGUUCAGACCGGAUUGCAUUGGCAGCAAUCUUUCAAGGGAUCACCGAAGACACCCUGUUACAGUUGGGAGUAAAGAAAUCAGCUAAAGAGGUAUGGGAUGCUCUCAAGGUUAUGAACCUCGGUGCAGAGAGGGUCAAAGAAGUACGAGCACAAGCUCUUAGAUGGGAGCUCAAAAGCAUGAGAAUGGAAAAUGUGUCCCCUAAGUAUCUUCAGAUUGCCUCAACCAUAGAAGAAUUCGGGAAUCUGUCUGUAAAGACGAUUGAAGAAGUAACCGGUUCUUUCAAAGCUCACGAGGAGAGGUUGCGGAGCUACGACUCUAGAAUAGACGAACAUGUGCUACUUACUAAAGGAGAGUGGAAAGCACGAGCUGAGUCCUCAAAAACCAAUGAGAAGCAUCCGCAGGACACGACUAGAGGUCGAGGACACAGAAGUGGACAUGGUAGAGGACGCGACAGAGGCAGAGGAGGAGGUCGCGGUAGGGGUCGUGGCCCUCCUGGAACAGGCCGAGGUCAGGAUGAUGAAGAACAACUCCAUCAGAAGUUCAACAUUAAAAAGGUCAGGUGUUACAAUUGCAACGAAUAUGGCCAUUUUCAAUCUGAUUGUAAAGCUGAAAGGAAGAAACAGAAUGAGGCACAUUUAGUGGAAUAA